AUAUUCUCUUUUCCCCCAACCACGACUUCUUAUAUAACUUGAACACACUCCCUUAAAGCUCCGACACUCACAGCUUCCUUCCCAUUUGUCUCUCUUAAGCUUUAGCUAGCUUUCAUUUUCUCUCUUCCGAGUAUUAAUUGUAUUCCAUAUCAAUCCGUAAACCAUAAAGAAUGUCUACCCGAAGGUCAAGAUCUAGGCAAUCUGGUGGUUCGAGAAUCUCUGAUGAUCAAAUCAAUGAUCUCGUCACAAAGUUGCAGCAGCUUCUUCCUGAGAUUCGCAACAGUAGACGUUCCGACAAGGUCUCAGCAUCGACGGUGUUACAGGAAACGUGCAACUAUAUAAGAAACUUGCACAGAGAGGUGGAUGACCUAAGCGAGCGACUGUCGGAGCUGUUGGCAACAACUGACACGGCCCAAGCUGCCGUAAUCAGGAGCUUACUUUUGCAAUAGAUCAGAGAACCGGGGGGCCAGUUAAUUCAGGAUGAUGACGUCGCAUG
This is a messenger RNA of Fragaria vesca subsp. vesca, 496 nucleotides long. Its product is annotated as transcription factor bHLH135-like. The coding region runs from base 171 to 449 and encodes 92 amino acids. Gene Ontology annotation, biological process: regulation of growth; regulation of DNA-templated transcription. NCBI's taxonomy places the organism in Eukaryota, Viridiplantae, Streptophyta, Magnoliopsida, Rosales, Rosaceae. Gene Ontology annotation, molecular function: protein dimerization activity. The transcript is spliced from 2 exons. The record is from RefSeq and is a predicted model, not a curated record.